Messenger RNA from Fusarium verticillioides 7600, 1920 nucleotides. RefSeq lists its product as hypothetical. Lineage: Eukaryota; Fungi; Ascomycota; Sordariomycetes; Hypocreales; Nectriaceae. The transcript is spliced from 4 exons. The record is from RefSeq and is a predicted model, not a curated record. Bases 4 to 1764 code for a protein of 586 amino acids.
AUCAUGAGCUCCUUGGUAGGUGGAGUCCCGGGACAUCAUCGCCUUCGUACUCAAUGCGGUAUCUGCAGCAAAACAUUGUUGGUUGGGAUAAGCUUUGUGACUUUACUAGGUGACGGUCUUGAACCAGAAUCGGGGGUUUGUCUAGACCGUGCGGUAUUCCCCGACUCCCGGAGCAUCAGGGUUGGCGCCAAAUACAUUUGCUGGGCACCAAGCUGCAGGCGAUGCACAGAUGCUACCGAGGCGGUAGGCCUGCAUUCUACAUGCCUGAAUCUGUUCCAAGAAAACUGCAAAAUCGACAAGGCGGUCGACAGAUUGUGGAUAACAAUUGGCAAGAGGAACCUCUGGCAACGCGCUCCCAUGCUUCAUCUGGAUCGCGAAACAGGACUUGACAUCGAAAUUGUCCGCGAGAAAGCAGAAGCUUAUGGCAUUCGACUACUGAAGCUCCUACCAGCAGAGCUCAUCCAGAUGGUACAAGAAUACAGCGAUUCGGCAACGUUCUGGCGGUACAUCCACGUUCUCAGCACAGCUCGGGAAUUGUCCCGCUUAAUGCCCGAUACCGCUCCGCCAGUUAUCUCGAUACCUUUGUGUAAUAUCCUAUCUUGGACACGAGGAAAUUAUGCUGCUGUGUUAUCAAACAACUGUCCGCCCGUAGUACGCUUAACUCUUGAUCACAGGGGGAUACGUAAGGUAGAAAGGCUGUCGAAAUCGUCAUACGAACCAGGACAUCGUUCGGACAGGGAGGCAUUUGUUAUUGGCCCUGCGGCAUGCUUCCAGGAUGUUGUGGCCGUACUGAAGUUCCACGUGCUGCGGCUUGAGCUACCUGCAUCUCUGUCGGGGUUUCACAUCUGGGAUACCCCCAGCCCCCCUGGUAUUGAGGACUGCGACUUUUACGGCCGUGUUACACCGUCCAUGCAAUUCAAGACCACCAACUUACGCAGUGUAACCGGCCUCACGUUUUUCUUCUCUUUCAGCAAGCUCUACGCGAUACACGUGCAUACACGUGCGAAGCCGUAUGCAACGAAAACAUUUGACCGCCUUCCUGCGAAAAGACAGGAAAGUAUCGUAUGGAUCUACCUUCCGAUGCCGAGAGAUGAAGAAAUUACUGCGAUCGCGAUGCGGUUGAAGGUUGAAGGGGGAGGGGCCACAACGCAGAAGCCCUUUUUCAUGAUUCGUACAAAGCUAGCCGGGGAUGUGUAUGUUGGCCCAUGCCACCUGAGGCAGCACAGAGAUAUCGUUCUUAGCCAGUCAAGCCCCGAACUGCUCAUUCACAAUGUUGCAGAUGUCGGACCAGCUACUGUAUUCGGGACAUAUCCGCGGAGGCAGCACCAUGACAGCCUACCUCCGUUCAACAGCCGCUGGCCGAAUAUGGACCCUCUGCUUCAUCUAAUGUUCGAGCAUAUGUAUCUUUCCGUGGCGCAAUUAAAAGACGUGACCGGCAUUCAGGUUCUCGAAGACGAGAACUUUGAGUGCAAGGGUAUGAUAUUUGAUUAUAGCAACGGUGCCCAGAGAGCCUUGGGAGACUGUAGAUUCGGGCAUUAUCAUGCGAAAACGUAUCUGAGGCCACGGCGGUUGUGCUACUGUCACGUUCAACCUACACCGGCGAUAGUGCGGGGCGUUCACGUCGAGAUCGGAAGUGAGUCGGACCAUGCACACAGCGGCGAUGACUGGAAGUGCUCGAAGAUGGAAGGGAAUAUCGAGUUUUGGUUCUCCAAGGAACAUUCGGUCAUCGUCUGCCACCCCGUUGAGAACACAGCAUCGCCAUGAGAUGAGGCGUCUUGAGGCCUGGUAGCGCUUUGUUUCCUUGGCGGCAGUUCUAGUUUCGUCUUGAUCAACAGAUAUGCAGAUACAGAGACCCUCAGCCCACUGCUAGUAUACGUCAGUAUAUUGAUGAUCCCCAAGCGCGAAAUCGUGAUCCAGCUG